UAUAUUUUAUAUGUGUUAUAAUUUGUUUAUUGACUUGACUAUGUUUAUUAAUGAUCGAUUAUUGACGGGUGCUGGAGUGACGGAUGAACCGCGGGUGCGACAAACGACAAUGGUGGUCGGGGGAGGCGCGUGGGCGCUGCCACUCGGCAGCCAAAAUCUGUACUUUCCUUCGACUUUCUCUCGGAGGUGCGAAAGGUAUUCACCGGGGGCACGCAAUGUUCAUUCAGUAGCGGCCGAGGCAUACGUACGCGUUCUAAUCUCCGGCGCGGCGUCGCAUCACUGCAUAUCCGAUAUUCAAAGCACCUGCAUACUUCCUUGUUUAUAAGCGUUGUGUCGUGUGAGGUGAGCGGAUUCGCCUGGUGGCGUGUGCGCUGUGCUGUGAUGUCAGAGGGAGGCAGGGCGGCCAUGGCUCGCGGUCACUCCGCGCUCGUUGUUUUGCUGUGCGCGCUACGCGCCACUACGCCUGCGCGUUUUCCUGAGAUCCUGCCGUUACAGGGCUGGUUUGAGGGGCAGGAUGCGGGGGACGCGGACAUGCAACUGGUGUACUUGCCAGCGCUGCUGCCACGCGAGGCACAGUCCGCAGACGGCAGCGAUGAUCGCGAUGUGCCGCUGCCCUACAAGUUUGACGCCUUCGGACGAAGCUUUGACCUGCGAUUGCUACCCAACCGCCGGCUUGUGUCGCCACAGUUUGCAGUGUGGUCAGAGAAAGGCGAAGAGGCGCCUCUGUCGUCCAUCGACACAUCCUGCCAUUACCUGCACGCCGGACCUAACACUGUCGCCGCGUUUUCUGCUUGUAAAGAUCAUGCGCUUCAUGGAUUAAUUGUGACUGAUAAUUCGACAUACGAAGUACGACCUUUGCCGUACGGCGCGGGUCGUGCACAAGAUGGCGGCGGGCGCCGAGCCCACGUGAUCCGGCGCACGCCCCCGCCCCCCGCCUCAGCCGGGGAUGCGCAGUACAUUCGCCCGCGAGUGCGGCGUCCGCGCCAGCCUCGGGUGCACGCCAACUUACCCUCCAAGUACACUAUAGAAAUAGCCCUGUUCCUAGACGAAGCCGGCUACAAACUCUUCUAUCCCUUCCUUAACCACAAUGAAAGUGAUCUACGCGAUAUGCUACUGGCAUACAUCAAUGGAGUCCAAGCUUUAUACCACCAUGCUUCAUUGGGAACCAGGAUCCAGCUGUCGCUGGUGCGGCUGACACUGUUGCGAUCACAACCCAGCGAGUUACCGCCGCACGCCGAGAGAGGGCGACUGCUCGACUCAUUCUGCGCGUACCAAAAGUCGCUCAAUGUCGACGACGAUGACGAUCCUCAGCAUUGGGAUAUGGCACUUUUGCUAUCCGGGUUAGACUUUUACUCGGAGGAAGGCGGUCGCCGUAACGGAGUGACGAUGGGCCUGGCGCCGGUGGGCGGCGUGUGUCUGCCGGCGCACGCCUGCGUCGUCUCCGAGUUCGGGGCCAGCGACCAGCUCGGCCGCCCCUACCCCUCCGCCGGGUUCACCUCCGUUUACAUACUCGCUCAUGAGAUAGGACACAAUCUGGGCAUGCACCACGACGGUACGGGCAACGCGUGCGCGCGCGAUGGCUACAUAAUGUCGCCUUCGCGGGGCACUCACGGCGAGGCUUCCUGGUCCCGCUGCAGCGCCAAGGUCGCCGCAGACCUUCAAUGGGCAACAUGCCUGUUAGACGGCUCAGACGACGACGAAGAUAUACCUGAACAGCUCCAUCACGAGCGCUUCGGCGGCGCCCCGGGGAUUGUGUGGGACGCUAAGAAACAGUGUGAGGUGUUGCUGCGCGAUGUGGACGCGGCGCCGGUGUUGGAGGGCGGUGCAGGCGGCGCAGGCGGAGCUGGCGCGGCGCAGUGCGCACAGCUCACGUGCCGCUCGCCGCACCGCCUCGGCUUCUACUACGCCGGCCCCGCGCUGCCCGGCACGCCAUGUGGACUGCGCAAGUGGUGUCAAGGCGGUGAGUGCGUAGCGACGGAGCAAUUGCCGGCAGCGGACAGCCCGGUGCCGGGGGGCUCGGGGGGCGCAGGGAGCGCGGGGGGUGCGAUGGGUGCGGGGGGCUGGGGCGCAUGGCAGGCGGGUGUCUGCCGGUCGGGCUGCACGCUGCGGGCACGCGGUGCGCUGGAGCGGCGCCGCUCGUGCAGCACGGGCGGCGUCUGCGAGGGUGCCGCUUACGAAGUCUCGCUCUGUGAUGAUACUAAGGUGUGCGGCAAGAAGAGACGUGUGAGUGCGAACGAGUACGCGGCGCGGCGCUGCGGCGAGUACGCGGCGCGCCUCCCCGCGCUCGACGCACGCGGCGGCGGACUGCAGGCGCCGCACGAUCAGUCUCGUAUGUGGAUGGGGUGCGCGAUCUUCUGCCGUCGCGCGGCCGGCGGGGGUUUCUACGCGCCCCGUGUCGAGCUGAAUGCUGCCGGCCUCGACCCUUACUUCCCCGACGGCACCUGGUGUCAUAACGACGGAUCCAAUGACUACUUCUGCCAACAACACCACUGUUUGCCCGAGAAUUUCAAAAUGACACCGCAAUGGCACGUUUGGGAUUUACCUAGUCAAGACGUAGGGGGUCCAUUCAAUGCUCGAGCGCGAUCCUUUAACGAUGACCAGGAGGCAGCAAUGCGAGCUUACCACACAUUGAACGAGGCCGGGACACCCCUCGCGAGAGCAGCAUUGCCACCACAAGUACCAGAAGAACCCGAACACAACUGGGAAGUUAUUGACUAUAUUGAAAUAAAUAAUCGAACUGACUCCGUUUACGUCGAAACUUAAUGUAUUAAGAAGUACAUUUGUCUUGCCAAACGUAUUUUAAUAGGCUCAUUAUGAUGUCGGUUUGUUAGUGGAUUUAAGAUAGGCGCAUCACGUACAAGUCCUUAGUAACGCAUAAAUCUUUAGAUUUACGAUUCUAGCGAGUCGUAGAUAUAAAGUACAAUGAUAAAUAAAUACUAAUGAAUGUAACGUACGUAAGUUUGAUAUGAUCAAAUACGCAUUUACUGAGUUAAGAUUUUUUCAGUAUUAAUAAAUA
This is a messenger RNA of Papilio machaon (common yellow swallowtail), 3016 nucleotides long. RefSeq names its product A disintegrin and metalloproteinase with thrombospondin motifs adt-2. The coding region runs from base 382 to 2763 and encodes 793 amino acids. Gene Ontology annotation, biological process: proteolysis. Gene Ontology annotation, molecular function: metalloendopeptidase activity. The transcript has 13 exons. The record is from RefSeq and is a predicted model, not a curated record. Lineage: Eukaryota; Metazoa; Arthropoda; Insecta; Lepidoptera; Papilionidae.